Messenger RNA from Ruditapes philippinarum (Manila clam), 2659 nucleotides. RefSeq lists its product as uncharacterized. Gene Ontology annotation, molecular function: zinc ion binding. The transcript is spliced from 2 exons. NCBI's taxonomy places the organism in Eukaryota, Metazoa, Mollusca, Bivalvia, Venerida, Veneridae. The record is from RefSeq and is a predicted model, not a curated record. Bases 1 to 1689 code for a protein of 562 amino acids.
AUGGCUACAGGUGGACACAUUGAUACUGAUAUUCUUUCGGAUGACGUAUUUGAUGUAUUAUGUUCAAUGUGUAGAAAUGGAGGCUCUAACACUGAAGGUGAAAAAUACUGUGUCGAUUGUCAUGAUUAUUUCUGUGUUAGUUGUGUCAAAGUUCACAGUAAAGUGCCUUUAUGUGUUGGUCAUAAGGUAUUGGAUAAAUCUCAAGUUAAAUCAGGAACCAGAGGUCUGUCGAGGGCACCAGCAGAGAGAUGUGACAGACACAGUCAUAAACACAUUGAUAUGUACUGUCAGAACCAUGAUACUGUUGGCUGUUCUACAUGUGUGGCAGUUGAUCACAGAUUAUGUAAGGAUACAUUCUACAUACCAGAAUUUAUCCGAAACAAUACUUACCAAGUUGAAUCGAGAGACAUUCAAACAAAACUCAAGAAAAUGGCAAAGACUCUUGAAAAACAAGCUGAUAGAUUUAAACGAGAUAAACAAAGUCUGUUAAAGAGGAAAGCAGAGUUUCUGGCUGAUAUCAGAAAAUUUCGACAAGAAAUCAAUGGUCAACUUGACAAGCUGGAGAAAAGUUCUAUUGAUGAGAUAGACAGUAGAGUCAAAUGUCUUGAAGACAAAAUCGAAGAAAGUUUAAAACAGCUACAAGUAAACAAGUCCAGGAUUAGAUCAGCUAAUGAUAAAUUAACGUCUACAAACACAAAUCAUUCUGAAGUGUUUGUUUAUGUGAAGAUGGGAGAAGAUGCUGCAAAUGUUGCCAACAAAUAUAUGGAGCAUACCAAAAUAGAAAGUACAGUAGAAGACGUAGAGUUUCAGCCUGACAGAACAAUUCUUACACAGUUAGAACAAAAGAAGACCCUUGGAACACUAUCAAAGAAACCUACAAAGACUGCUGACAAUUUAUUUCAGGUUAAAGGAAAUCAAUCAUAUAAUGUUGCAGAUAAGUCAGAUGAAAAAGAUUGUUUCAUCAGCAGUGCCUGCUGUAUGGAUGAUGGUACAUUUAUUCUAGCUGAUAACAACAACAUGAAACUUAAACGUUUACACAGUUACAACUAUACUGUCACAGACUUCUGUGAUCUUCCUGGAUAUUCACAUCAAGUAUGUAUGAUCAAUAACACACAAGUAGCAGUAACUGUUCCAUCACAAAAUGAAGUUCAUUUCAUUUCUCUAGAAAGAAAAAUGAAAACAACAAACAAGAUUAACACUGAUUUUGAAUGUGUCCAUCUUGCAUAUGCAAAAAAUAAUUUAUAUAUUUCAGAUAGAGACUCAUCAGUAUAUAUGUAUACAUUGUCAGGUAGGAAACUUAAUCAGUUCGGUAAGGAUCAGUCAGGACAUAAGUUGUUCUCUAAUAUAUGCAGUUUAGUUGUCAGUAAAGAUGCUACUAGGAUUUAUGUUUUUGACAGCAAUAAUGGACUGAAAGUACUGGACAACAAUGGUCAGGUUAUUACAUCAUUUGAUGAUGGGCAUUUUACGGAUGCUGGAAAUUGUUAUCUCACUGAAGCAGGUAGCGUGCUGGUAUCUAGAUAUGUCUCCAAUAAUGUUUUACAGAUUACAUGUGAUGGUGAGCUUAUAGGAGAGGUUGUAAAAGCUGAUAGUGGAAAAGCGGGAAUUGUGUCAGUCUGUUGUAAUCAACAAAUGACAAAGAUGUGUAUAAGUAGAUUUUUAGAUAACCACAUUAAAGUGUAUGACAUCUAAUCAGUAAAACAAAUGAUUUACAAAAGAAAAAUAAACAUUUUUUUUAAUAUAUGCCUUACCCUCAAAAUGUAUGCAAGUUAUUUAUUAUAGGUUAUAAUUUCUUUCAAAGUUCCCAUUUUUGAAUGCACCUUGUUUGAUUGGUUUUUUUUUUUUUGGGGGGGGGGUGGUAUAUUACAAGAAAAACUACUAAAUUGUUUAAACAAUCUAAAAAAGUAAUAUCAUGCAAGUAUUUGGCGAGUAUAAUAUUGUUUCAUUGAACAAGUUUAAUUUUAUUCAAUACAUACCCAACAUAAGAAGGGUUAUAAUACAGUAAAAAAGUCAAUCUUUUCAUUGAUGCACAUAUAGUUUGAUGCUAAUAUUUAGCCUUUUUUGAUGAAUAACACAAUAUGUCAUGUUACAUUGUGGUUACACUUGUGUAAUAUUCAUUUUCAUUUAAUGGCUUUUUUAUGCUUCUGUACACGAAUAAAAUAAAAUUAUAUUGAUUAAUUCUCUUUAGUAAUUGCCUUAUCCCCAGAAUGCAUCAAGUCAAGUUCAUUCAAGAAAGACAUGAUGGUCCUGAAUCGCUCACCAGAAACAACUGUUCUUCAGUGAUUAUAGAAAAAAACUCAAAUAAACUUGUAGAAAGACAAGUCCAGCUCAACUUCAUAUUGUCUCUCUAGUUAUAAGGUUUCCUGACACUGAUUGUUUUUUUCUUCUUGGUAAAAAUGAUAGGAACCUUUCACAAAUGUCCCAAGUUCAUUGUUACUGUUCAUCUGGUAAGUGAAAGCAUAUCAACUCACGAUACUUGAUUUUUUCUAUUUUCAGCUCAAGCGGUCCUUAAAUUGGGCAAAUAAAAUUAAUUUGAGCAAACUUCAUAAAAAAAAUUAAAGAAUGCUAAAGACCAAGUUUGGUGAUCCUCAAUCCAUUAAUUGAUAAAAUUUGCCUAUGACUGUCUAACGGAAUUGCUAUCUUUCUUUUUUUUAUUUACCGG